This is a messenger RNA of Pygocentrus nattereri (red-bellied piranha), 5890 nucleotides long. RefSeq names its product sterol O-acyltransferase 2 (gene soat2). Gene Ontology annotation, molecular function: fatty-acyl-CoA binding; cholesterol binding; cholesterol O-acyltransferase activity. Gene Ontology annotation, cellular component: endoplasmic reticulum membrane. Gene Ontology annotation, biological process: cholesterol metabolic process; cholesterol efflux. Bases 467 to 2086 code for a protein of 539 amino acids. The transcript has 17 exons. Lineage: Eukaryota; Metazoa; Chordata; Actinopteri; Characiformes; Serrasalmidae. The record is from RefSeq and is a predicted model, not a curated record.
AGAGACAGACUGAGUAAGAAAGAGAGACGAGAGGUCUUUCUCUGACCUAGAAAACUGAGGUUCAGAUGUGAUAAAGAUCAGUAAAAGGGGGGCUGGUGGCCAAACAGAUCAAUAAGGGGCACAUGUUUAACCCGUGGCUGGAGAAGGGAUGAUGGUUGAGCCAUGGAGCGCAGCAGGAACACAGAAAGCAGGGCAAAGUCGGCCAGAGGUAACGCAGGACAGAGGUCUUAAACACACACUCACAUGCAGCUGGCAGACUCCGGACAGAACACAUAUGGUCGAUCCUGGUCCUCAGAAGGAACAAUGUGGAGGGUCUGAUUCUCAGAGGAGGUGUUUGUGAAAGGGUCGCGGGGGGGUACAGGAGCCUAUCCCAGCAGAAAUCGGGCAGAAGGCAGGAUACACCCUGGACAGACAUCAAAUCAGGAUUCAUAAAUUAUAACCUAAUAGUCCUGAAAGCAUAGUAACCAUGGCAACCAACAACACAGGCAGCAGUGCAGUGCAUCGCAACCUUGGCAAGACAUCCUUUAGCAGGCCGUCUCCCACAGAGAAUGGCUCUACCAGACAUGAUUCCAGUCACACAGAAUUUCAUUCAGAAGACAUGGUGCAAUGGGCAAGACAUGUGGAGAGGAUAAAGGCAGAGGUCAUUGAACUAGUGAAGGUUCAGAUGAGCGAGAUAUUGGACAAAGCACUAACAGACUCACUGAAGUCCCUCUCCCAAAGCACACACUCAGAUGCAGUUGGGAAUACACACUCACACACUGAUGAGAAAGCUAGGAGACAUAGAAUGGAGGAUGGGAAGGUAUUUGUGGUCAGACAGUCCAUACUUGAUGAACUGUUUGAGAUCAGUCACAUCAGGACCAUCUAUCACAUGUUUAUCGCAGCUCUCUUCCUCUUCAUCAUCAGCACUCUGGCAGUGGAUUACAUUGACCAGGGAAGACUGGUUCUAGAUUUCGACUUGUUCUUCUAUGCCUUUGGCCAGUUGGGAACUGUCAUAUGGGCCUGGCUCAUCAUGUUCAGCUACAGCUUGCUUGGACCGUACCAUGUUCUUAGUCAGUGGGCAGACCUGUACCAUCAUUGCCAGUGGAAGAUGUCAGUGUCAGUGGCCACAGCUGUGACCCUGUUGGUGGCUCAGAUGGGCAUUUUGGGUUAUUUCCCUGUGUACGUGGUCCUGCACUACCAGCUGCCCCCAGCAUCACGUUUCAUCGUCGUCCUAGAGCAGAUCCGAUUCCUAAUGAAGAGCUACUCCUUUAUCCGGGAAACAGUUGCGGCCGUACUCAGAGCCAAACCAGUAAAAGGUGAAGCUUGCAGAUUCCCUACUCUUUCCAGCUACCUGUACUUCUUGUUUUGCCCAACUCUGAUUUACAGGGAGACAUACCCUCGAAACCCCUACAUAAGAUGGAACUAUGUGUGGAGGAACUUUGCAAAGAUUUUGGGCAGUCUGUUUUACCUGUACUUCAUCUUGGUGCGUCUGUGUAUCCCUGUGCUUAUGAAUGAGAGCAACAGGCCAUUCAGUACACGCACUCUGAUCCUGGCUAUAUUCCACGCCACCUUACCAGGAAUGCUGAUGCUGUUACUGGGCUUCUUUGCGUUUCUGCACUGCUGGCUCAAUGCCUUUGCAGAGAUGCUGCGCUUUGCUGACCGGAUGUUCUACAAAGACUGGUGGAAUUCUACCUCUUUUGCUAACUACUACCGUACCUGGAACAUUGUGGUGCAUGACUGGCUUUAUUAUUACGCCUACCGAGAUUUCCUCUGGCUAUCAGGUCACCGUCUCCGUCCAGUGGCCACUCUGUCCGUGUUUGCAGUUUCAGCUGUUGUUCACGAGUAUACUUUCACCAUGGGCUUCGGCUUCUUCUACCCUGUGAUGUUUUGUCUUUUUGCAGUGAUCGGAGCGGUCUUCAACUUCACUCUGAGUGACAAGCGCAAAGGCCCUGCAUGGAACAUCAUCAUGUGGACGUGUUUGUUCAUCGGUCAAGGUGUGCAGGUGUGCCUGUACUGCCUGGAGUGGUAUGCCCAGGUGCACUGUCCACGUACUGGGACUGGUUUCUGGGAGUUGGUGACCCCAAGAUCUUGGACAUGUAAAAUAUAAGUGAUGACAUUAUUGUUCAUGAAUUCUGUUUUACUCAAAUGUCACAUGGUACAACUGACAAUAAAGGACUGAUUAUUUGGCCAUGCUUUUAAGAAAGAGUGGACAGGGCACUGCAUAAAGAAGACCCAAAGUCAGACAUACUGAAAAACUGUUAUUUCUCAGUCAUGGUUAGGCUGGUUAAGUUUGUCAGUGGGUGGUGUGACCCCAGGAAAACCAAGAAUGUGUACUAUUUUAUAUAUAUUAUAUAUAAAUAAAAUGUUUACUUUACUGAAAAAACAAAAUACGUAUAAUCUUGAGUCCAAGAACAAAAACUAGUUUACACACGUUUUCAGAGUUGUAAAUUAAAAAUGUCAUAUUUUUCAUUGUGAAUUAAAGAGCAGUUGCGGCACCUGACUUUUUCUGGGAGGUAAAAUUGAUUAUACUGUUCAAAAAUCAAUUUUUACCUUUAUAAAAGCUAUGAAACAAAUUCCAAUGCAUUAAAUAGACUUUUGCAGAUAAAAAUCAUAUUUUUAAAUACAUUUUUGUAUAUUAUUUUGAAAGCCUUAUUUGUCACUGAAUCUAAUGAGACUGAAAGCAACAAUACACAUUGAACUGUAUACUUAAUCAGUGCUAUGGGGAUUUUGAAAUUUUCAGCUUGUUUAUGUAGUGUCUAACUUUCUUAAAAAUGGUUUCUUUUUUUGUUUAUUGACAUGUUUCUUUAAUUUACAAUAUGUAAUUACUGUAAUUGUGAAGUGAGUGGGAGAUGUUGCUCACCCUUGUUGUAUUCCCUUUGUACUGUUGUAAAUAUAUGUGUGCUCUAUGCAGUUAUGUGUGGCAUAGAUCAUUUUUCAUCAGAUCGCCUCUGUCUAUGAAACACUGGUCUUGUGCUCCAGUUGUUCUAUAAAAGAGAGCACACAAAUUGUUCGCUGAAGUGUACAACAGGGUGAUUCAAAAGUCACAGGACAGGUUUUAUUUUAUUUUUUAUUUUGUUAUCGACUUUUAGCUCUGGGGUCAUCUCAAACAAAUUGUGUAUGCUGAGAAAAUAUGCAACACACACCACUUUCAGCACCACAUCGUGGAGGCUUGAGAUAGCAUAAAAAAAAAAGUAAAAAGGUGUCCUGUGACUUUUGACUCGCACUGUAUAUUACACUUAUAUAAAAUUGUGUAUUAUUUUUACAUUUCUGCAAGAAACGUCCUGCCAGUAAAUGUGCUGUUACAUUAUUAAUGGCUUCAGUAUCUCUCAGCACAAGCACAGGCUGUGGGCCACAUUUACAGCAGGACUGAACCCUUUAAAAAAGCCCUUUUAAUUCCUAACCUGGCCUGCAGGUUGAGUAGGGCCUUGAUGUGUCCAUGGUUCAUGUCGAUUUCUAAUAGGUGGGGCACGAGGCAAACGAGCUGAGCUGGGAUUACAGGUGCUUUGCUAGCAAGACACCAAGCCUGUGACACAGCAAAUAGCAGUUUGUGUUUGGCCUUUCUAUUAACAACAGAUUGCAUCUAAAAGCAUAAUUAUAAUUUUUAGUAUAGUAUUUAGAGUUCUAUGGAUUGUGAGUCAGGGACGGGGAGGGGCUAUGAAAAAGUUGCUUUAGGAAUCUGCUUUAAGCUGCUGGUAAAAAAAAAGUGGUCAGUAUAUUUGUCAGUGAAAGUUAAUGAUGAUGUAAUGAUUCUAGUUUAUUUUAGCCUCUUAAUGCUCUACUUAACAUAUAGAUAUGCUUUCCAUACACCUUUAAAUCCUGUGUUUCCUGUAAACACAGUAAAGGUGAGUACCUGGAUGAGUGUCUGUAAUGUAGGCGAGACAGAGGUGAAGGGUGACAGGCAGAGCUGGGUGGUGAAGUUUGCAGCCUCUGGAUCAAACUGAGGUUCAGUCUUAUGGAUGUCAAACACAGUAAAGGCAGUGAUUCGUCACUCUGGCAUGGGUACAGGGCUGCCAGAUGCAACCUAUAAUCUACGCUCAUCUGUCAGGGGCAUCAACACGUACACAAAACAUUCAACUAAUUUCAUUUUAAUACCUCUUGCACACUAGAAAAUUCAUAAUGCUACUUAUGUACAGGGCUCAAGUAUCUCUCCAUAACCAGUAUAUAAAAAGUAUAUCAUCUGGGCAAUGUAUCUUCUGCGUCUCUGGUUAACGCACCUUGCUCGGUACUCCAUUCACCAAUCACUGCACGCUGAAAAUCUCCUAUUCUAUGUAGAAAACAGUGCAGGUCUUUGAUGGCCUUUCCAUUUUUCAUGUCUAGGACCAGUAAAAGUUGGGCAUCCAGUGUCCUUCUGUGUAACAAUUUACAACAGGGAUGUCAAACCCCAUCACUGAAAAUGCCAUAUUAAAAAAUCUCAACAAAUUUGUGGGCCAGCUACAUUUUUUUUAUUUUUACUUAACAUUUUGCCACGACCCCAAUUGGCCAUUGAUGAUAACUGUAUUGGCAUAAUGAGAACUGUAGUGCAGUUCAUGGGGGAAAAGGGCCAAUAUUAAUAGAUUUUUAGAUCAGGACCGUUCAGUUCGCUCAGUGAGGCAACAAACAUCAACACUUCAUUUUUAACCUCACAUUUUUCCUUUUAAAAUGUUUUGAAAAUUUCUAAAGUAUACAGUGCAUAUGUAACAAAAUGUAGUUUGUUAUGAAAUAGUUUAUUUAUUUAUUUUUUUUAAAGUAUCUCCCUUUUUUUUUAAGCCUAAUCAUUACACUUUCACCCCAGUACAAAAAGUAUGGGCAUUUAUAGGCAUUAAAUGCUUCAAAUGUCUGGUUCAUAACACCAGCGCUCCAAAUCCACAAACUUUUGAUACACCUUUUCAGUUUGACUAUUUACAGUCAAACUGUGUAGUUAGACAAUGCUGUCAUUCACAGUCUCUGGUGAGCCACUGCAACUGUCUUUCUCUUCUCGGCCACAGUCUGAAAAACCUUCACGCUGGCCAGUAGCUGCCCAUGCCUCCACCGCUUGUCCAGAUCCAGUAGAAAUGGCGGGGAAUCCUCAUCAUCAUGCGACGCACCCAGGCCUCAGCCUGUCCCUGCUUGUAGACCAGCGGCCUAACGGAUUGGGCUACUUCUUAGUACAUUAGCUACUGGCAGGAGCGUUGCUAGGCCAGUUUUAGGGGGGCUUCAAACAUCACUAUGAACAUGCCACCUAAACUAGGAAACACAUAAGUGCAACUACAGUAUAAAAUCACUAUCUGUUUGCACAAACUGAGACUGUACCAAUCUAUAAUCUCUGUAUUGAAUAACAGAUCUAGGAGCUGCAGAGAGAGGAGACAGCACUGCUUGACUUUAAUAUCUUUGUGUGAUUUGUACCUGUUGCUAUAGUAAGCUAUUCAACUAUUCAAAUAUAUUCAAUAAUUCUUGAUCAAUUUUCCACCUAUUGCUAUUCUAAAAGUAAAUGAACAGACAUUUUGGUGAACAUGCCCUCAGACCCCCUUAGUAAAGGCUUCCAUAAAUCUCUAAUGUUGCCUGGCUAAUCCAAAUCUAAUUCAUCAACAGAGAUUUGAUUUUGAUCAUUUCAGAUUAAAGUUGUAUUUAAACAGAAACAGUCAGUUGUGUAAAAUAUGAUAUUGGAGUAGGCUUGCAGUCUAACCUCUAAUGUUGUGCCACCUUAAAACAUGGAUUCAGAACACAGAGCAGCGAGUGAAGGAUGGACACCAGUAAACGCUACGAGGACAAAGUUAGCUAGACUGGUGACCUAAUCGCAUUUAAGACAAUUUACAUACAAUGUAAAUAACAAUAAAAAAAAAGCUUUGUUUUUUGUUUUCAGAACACACAUUGAAAUGUAUUAAACACCCUGAAUGAUUCAAAGAGCCCCUGAGCAUUUAAUACUCUUGUAAGUUAAUACAAUAUUUCUUUGGGA